UCCCCUCUUUGGGUUUCAGUUCCUUUAUUUAAAACUAUAAUCUGAACAGCUUACACUCUUGCUAAAAAACUUUUGGUUGUCUAUAAUACAAAAGUCUGAACUUGGCAUUCAAGCCCCAUCAUAUUCUCUGCAGAAUCAUUUCAACCUCUCCUCCCAGGAAAACCCUUGCUUGGCUCAUGCCCCCCUCUUUUAGGCACAUUCUGUUCUUUCUGCCUGGGAUACCUUUUCCCCUACUCAUCUUUCAUGAUGCAAUUUAGAUUCCUGUGUACCGGACACUGUUCUAAGCUCUGCACGAAUAUUAUCUCAGGGGUUCUCAAACUUUGGUGGUCUGUUAGAACCACCUGGAGGGCUUGUUAAGCCACAUUUUGCCAGGACCCACCAAUACUCUCAUCUGUGACUAGUGAUCUAACAAAUGACCAGAGAGCUAACUUGUGACCAGUGUUAGUGAAUCUGUGGUCUAACUUGUGACCAGUGAUCUAACCUGUGACCCAUGGGCUGCUCCGUGACCUGUGGUCUUCCUCUGCUUAGAGAGAGGUGAAUUCAGUAGGUUCGGGGUAGGGCUAAAGAACUGGCAUUUCUAACAAGUCCCAGGUGUUGCUGCUGCUUGCUGGUCUGGGAACCACACUAUAGGAGCCACUCUAUUACUUCAUUUAAUCCCCUAAACGAGAUAGGUAGCUAUUACUGUCUAUGACAUGGGUACUAUUACUCUUCCCAUUUUAGAGUAGGCCUGCAUACAUGCUGGUCACUUGGCCUUGUAAGGGAUACUAGUCAUCAUUUCAUAGACAACAGCCUGAGGCUCAGAGAGAUUAAGUGACUUGUCUGAUGUCUCACAGCAGUUAGGGGGAGAUGUGGGGAUUGAACUAGGUCUCUCUUAAGUCAAAGUUUUUCCACUGUCUUAGGUGGGGAAGAUGUCUAGUUUCUGACCCUAAACAAUGCCUCAGGAAAUUCUACCCCCAGCUUCCAAGCUUAACAGGCUCCGGAGGGUGUGGCUGACCAGUUCCCACGUAGCUGGCUGAGAUCCCAAGCAGCCUGGGGACUACAUGGCCUCAUACUCCCACUUAGGCCUGCUGCCCACAGCACUGCCUUUAUCCGCAGCUCAAUAAAGGCUGGGCUGGAAGCAGCGAGGCUCAGCAUGCUUGGGUCUCUCUUGUGUUCUCUCCAGCAGCCUCCCCAGGAGCCCCAUGGCCAUGACACAGCUGCUUCUGCUCCUUGUGGCUCUCCUGGUUCUGGGUCAUGUGCCACCAGGGAGAAGUGAAUUCAAACGGUGCUGGAAGGGCCAAGGGGCCUGCCGAACUUACUGCACAAGGCAAGAAACUUACAUGCACCUGUGCCCGGAUGCGUCCCUGUGCUGUCUCUCCUAUGCAUUGAAACCUCCGCCGGUCCCCAAGAAUGGAUAUGAGUAGCUGGUUCUUGCUGUCCAAUAAAACAUGGGCUGCCA
Molecule: messenger RNA, 1438 nt
Organism: Chlorocebus sabaeus (green monkey)
Lineage: Eukaryota; Metazoa; Chordata; Mammalia; Primates; Cercopithecidae
Source: RefSeq, a predicted model, not a curated record